CACGUAGUUGUACUUCUGACAGAGCCUUAAUACCACUACAUAAGGGUCAUUAUAUCUCUGUGAUAAUAGAAUGCGAUGUAUUCGUCUUGUUUUUGUAUUGUGGACUGUGACUUGUGAUUUUUUAGUAACUAAUAAAUAUAGAAGAUAUUGUAUAGUGUUUACGUUGACGUUGUGACAAGUGGCCGGCCGGAUCGAAAAAUAUGUCAGUGAAAGUAGAAAAAAUAGUAGCACCAGUGAUGCUGGGCGAGGGCCCGCACUGGGACGAACGGCAACAGUCGCUGUUCUUCGUCAGCAUACACGACUGCACCAUACACAAGUAUGUCCUCGCGAGCAAGACGCACACUAAGACGAAAUUGGACGGGCGCGUCGGCUUCAUCAUACCAGUAGAGGGUACCACCAACCAGUUCGUGGUGGGAGUGGAGACGACGUUCAAGGUCAUCGAGUGGGACGGAGCUGAGGGCAGCGCGGUGAAGGUGGUGCGGGAGCUGGCGACGGUUGACGAGGAAGUCACGCCCAAAACCAGGAUCAACGAUGGCAAGGCCGACCCGAGAGGGAGGUUGUUUGCUGGCACAAUGGGCCACGAAGCAACCCCGGGCAACAUCCUCAACCACACGGCGUCGUUCUACCGCAUCGACGCGCGCGGCUGCGUCAAGGUGUGCGAGAAAAUCGGCAUAUCCAACGGCCUGGCCUGGGCCGACCGCGCCAUGUACUAUACCGACUCCCUCGAGAAGAACAUACGGAAAUACGACUAUGAUGUGGAGACUGGCGAGAUAUCGAACCUGAGCUACAUAUUCGACUUCGAAAAAAACAACAUUACCGGUUUCCCGGACGGCACCACCAUCGACACUGACGGCAAUCUGUGGGUGGCGGUGUUCGGCGCCUCCUGCGUUUUGAAGAUCAACCCUAACACUGGCGAGCUGCUGCAGAAGGUCUCAAUACCCGCUUCCCAAGUAACCUCCGUGACCUUCGGUGGUCCAAACUACGAUAUCCUCUUCGUCACCACCGCCUGCAUGGAGAUCGGCGGACCGCAGAAGCCGCCGAGCGGAGCCACGUUCAUGGUCACGGGCUUAGGAGUCAAAGGACUGAAGAAUGUUAACUUUAAGCUUUAAUAUUUGUUUAUACGUACAUAUUUGUAUAUAUGAUUAUUAUUAUUAGAAGUAGUUUGUGACUUCGGAUUUUCCUACUACAUAGGUUAUAUUGUUAAGCCCAUUUAUAUAUUAUAAUAUUAUAAAAAAUAUAUAAUAUUUUCAUACUGGAA
This is a messenger RNA of Aricia agestis (brown argus), 1258 nucleotides long. RefSeq names its product regucalcin-like. Gene Ontology annotation, molecular function: calcium ion binding; enzyme regulator activity; gluconolactonase activity. The transcript has 6 exons. The coding region runs from base 201 to 1109 and encodes 302 amino acids. The record is from RefSeq and is a predicted model, not a curated record. Lineage: Eukaryota; Metazoa; Arthropoda; Insecta; Lepidoptera; Lycaenidae. Gene Ontology annotation, biological process: L-ascorbic acid biosynthetic process.